AUGCGCUUCGGAUCUGUUCUCCCGUUCCUUGGGCUAACAACGCCGUGUAAGCGCGACCUUGCGUACUCCCCGCCUGUCUACCCAUCACCAUGGCUGGACCCCAAUACCGAAGGCUGGGCUGAUGCCUACGCAAAAGCCAAGGACUUCGUCUCCCAAUUGACUCUUCUCGAGAAGGUCAAUUUGACUACCGGUGUCGGAUGGCAGGGAGAUGUUUGUGUCGGCAAUGUUGGCGCAGUUCCCCGACUUGGUCUGCGUGGUCUUUGCAUGCAGGACGGCCCCGUCGGUAUCCGAUUCAGCGAUUACAACUCCGUUUUCCCUUCCGGACAGACCGUCGCCGCAACCUGGGACCGACGACUGGUCUACCGCAGAGCCGAGGCCAUCGGCGCCGAGCAGAGAGCCAAGGGUGUCGACGUUGUCCUGGCUCCUGUCGCUGGACCUAUUGGUCGCGCUCCGGCAGGCGGUCGCAACUGGGAGGGUUUCUCGGUCGACCCGUACCUGACUGGUGUUUUCAUGGCCGAGAGUGUCAAGGGUAUUCAGGACGCCGGUGCUAUCGCCUGCGCCAAGCACUUUGUCGGCAACGAACAAGAGCACUUCAGACAAGCACCCGAAGCUAUCGGCUACGGCUACAACGUUACUGAAUCGCUCUCUUCCAACAUUGACGAUAAGACUAUGCACGAGCUUUACAUGUGGCCCUUUGCCGACGCUAUUCGCGCCGGUGUUGGGUCCAUCAUGUGCUCUUACAACCAGGUCAACAACUCGUACGGUUGCCAGAACUCCAAGCUCAUCAACGGUCUUUUGAAGGAAGAAUUGAGCUUCCCUGGAUUCGUCAUGAGUGACUGGCAGGCUCAGCACGCUGGUGCCGCCACUGCAGUUGCUGGAUUGGAUAUGAGCAUGCCCGGUGACACACUUUUCAACACUGGACAGACCUUCUGGGGCACCAACCUCACCAUCGCUGUCCUCAACGGCACCGUCCCCGAGUACCGACUUGACGACAUGGCCCUCCGCAUCAUGGCCGCCUUCUUCAAGGUUGGCAUGAAGGUGGACCAGCAGCCUGAUAUCAACUUCUCCUCCUGGACUUUGGACACUGUUGGCCCUCUCCAGUACUAUGCCAAGGAGAAUGUCCAGACGAUCAACCAACACGUCGACGUUCGCAAGGGCAAGGAGCACUCCAACCUGAUCCGUGAGAUCGGCGCCAAGGCUACAGUACUUCUCAAGAACGAGGGUGCUCUUCCUUUGAAGAAGCCCAAGUUCUUGGCUGUUAUCGGAGAGGAUGCUGGCUCGAACCCUGCCGGACCCAACGGCUGCUCUGACCGCGGCUGCAACGAGGGUACCCUAGGCGCUGCCUGGGGAUCGGGUAGCUCUAACUACCCCUACCUCGUGACCCCUGACCAGGCCCUGCAGAGGCGCGCGCUCGAUGAUGGCACCCGCUACGAGAGCAUUCUCAGCAACUACGACUCCGCUGCUACCAAGGCGCUUGUCUCACAAGCCGAUGCCACGACCAUUGUCUUCGUCAACGCCAACUCCGGUGAGGGCUACAUCAACGUCGGCGGCAACGAGGGUGACCGCCAGAACCUGACUCUCUGGAACUCUGGAGACGAGCUGAUCAAGAACGUGUCCUCCGUGUCCAACAACACAAUCGUUGUGAUCCACUCUGUUGGCCCUGUGCUGGUGACGGACUGGUACAAUAAUCCCAACAUCACCGCCAUUCUCUGGGCUGGCCUUCCUGGACAGGAGUCUGGCAACUCGAUCACGGACGUCCUCUAUGGCGAUGUCAACCCCGGUGCCAAGUCACCCUUCAGCUGGGGCCCGACGCGCGAGAGCUACGGCGCCGACGUCUUGUACAAGCCUAACAACGGCGAGGGUGCUCCUCAAGACGACUUCACCGAGGGCGUGUUCAUCGACUACCGCUUCUUUGAUCGUGCUACAUCGGGCGGCAGCGGCAACGGAACCUACCAGAACUCCUCUAGCGCUGCCCCGAUCUACCCCUUCGGCUUUGGUCUCUCAUACACCAAGUUCGAGUACUCGAACCUGGUCGUCAACAAGAGGGAUGCAGGAGAGUACAGGCCGACGACUGGCGAGACGGCCGCCGCUCCCACGUUUGGUAACCACAGCACCAACUUGGCGGACUACGUCUUCCCCCAGGACCAGGCUCGCUACAUCUACAAGUUCAUCUACCCGUGGCUCAACGUCUCGGAUGCUCGCGAGGCCUCUGGUGAUCCUCACUUCGGCCAGACUGCCGAGGAGUUCCUGCCGCCCAAGGCUCUGGAGAGCAGCCCGCAGCCCAAGCACCCCGCCUCUGGCAGCCCCGGUGGAAACCCUCAACUUUGGGACAUUCUCUACACCGUUACUGCUACGGUGACCAACAAGGGCGACGUUGCCGGCGAUGAGGUCGCGCAGCUGUACGUCUCUCUCGGCGGCCCGGAGGACCCGGUCAAGGUGCUGCGUGGUUUCGAGCGCAUCCCGAUCGCGCCCGGCGCAUCUGCCACCUUCACGGCGGAAAUUACCAGACGUGACCUGAGCAACUGGGACACGGCGAGCCAGAACUGGGUGAUUAGCCAGUACCCGAAGAAGGUGUGGGUGGGAAGCUCAUCUCGAGACCUGCCCCUGAGUGCGUCGCUCUAG
Molecule: messenger RNA, 2622 nt
Organism: Colletotrichum karsti
Lineage: Eukaryota; Fungi; Ascomycota; Sordariomycetes; Glomerellales; Glomerellaceae
Exons: 4
Coding region: 1-2622 (873 amino acids)
Biological process (GO): glucan catabolic process
Molecular function (GO): beta-glucosidase activity
Source: RefSeq, a predicted model, not a curated record